Messenger RNA from Pogoniulus pusillus (Red-fronted tinkerbird), 3433 nucleotides. RefSeq names its product protocadherin beta-15-like. Gene Ontology annotation, molecular function: calcium ion binding. The record is from RefSeq and is a predicted model, not a curated record. Gene Ontology annotation, biological process: homophilic cell-cell adhesion. Bases 79 to 2634 code for a protein of 851 amino acids. NCBI's taxonomy places the organism in Eukaryota, Metazoa, Chordata, Aves, Piciformes, Lybiidae. Gene Ontology annotation, cellular component: plasma membrane. The transcript has 2 exons.
CGGGCUGCUCGGGAGCUUGCAGAAGACCUUGCCCGCCCUACCUGGAAAAGAUAGCGGGACCUGGGACACUGCUUGCAAAUGUCGGAAAGCGGGGUGGAGGCUGGCUGGCUUUUGUGGAGAGGAAUGGCGUGGAACGGGAGACGGAGCGGAGGCAGCCCCAGGCAAGUGAUCGUCUUCCUUCUGUGCCUUUGCGUGUGGCAGAGCGCGGCCGAAAGCCUCCGCUAUUCUCUGGCGGAGGAGAUGGAGAGGGACUCGUUGGUGGGCAAUAUCGCGCAGGACCUGGGGCUUGCUCCGAGCCAGCUGGCGGCUCGCAAGGCGCGCGUUGUGUCCGAGGGGAGCCAGCAGCUUUUCCGCCUGAACCCGAGCAGCGGAGUGCUGACGGCCAAGGAGUCUCUGGACCGAGAGGAAAUCUGUCCGCAGAGCGAGACCUGCACCCUCUUCUUUACACUCUUCUUGGACAACCCGUUGCAGCUGAUCCGAGGGGAGGUGGAGGUUGCUGACGUGAACGACAACUCUCCUGUCUUUCCCGAGAAGGAAAUGGUUUUAGAGAUUCCCGAAACGACAACUCCAGGAUCCCGUUUCCCACUAGAAAGCGCCCGAGAUACGGACGUGGGCAGCAAUGGCUUGCAGAACUACAGCCUCGAGUCUAAUACGCAUUUUUCCCUCACUUCUGGAACAAGAAAAGGUGGUGCAAAAUACCCAGAGCUCAUCCUGGAGCAGCAACUCGACAGAGAACAGCAACGAGACAUGAAUUUACUCCUGAUUGCCUCUGACGGGGGGUCGCCGCCCAAGUCAGGCACGGCUCAGGUCCGAAUCGUGGUGCUGGAUGCCAAUGACAACACCCCGAUGUUCAGCCGGGAUAUCUACGAAGUGCGCCUGCCCGAGAACAGCCGCCCAGGGGAGCUGUUAGUGAGAGUCGUGGCUAGGGAUCCCGAUGAAGGGUCCAACGGGAAAGUGCAGUACACUUUCAGCCAAGCAUCGGACGGGUCUCAUAAGUUCUUUGAACUAAACCCUGAGACGGGGGAAAUUCGCGUGUCUGGAAAACUGGACUAUGAAGAAACGAAAAACCAUGAGAUGAUGGUGAAAGCCACCGAUGGUGGGGGUCUGUCUGCGCAUUGCAAAGUCCAGGUGGAGGUCGUGGAUGUAAAUGACAACGCCCCAGAGAUAGCGCUGACCUCACACACUGCCUCCAUUCCCGAGGACGCUCCGCCACGCACAGUCGUGGCACUCUUCAGCGUGCGCGACAGGGACGCCGGCGACAACGGCAGAACAGAGUGCAUCAUCGAGGGGGAUUUGCCCUUCAUUCUCACACCCACCAUCGGGAAUUUCUACGAGCUGAGAACCAGCGCAGCGCUGGACAGGGAGACGAGGGCAGAGUACAACAUCAGCAUCCGAGCGACGGACUGGGGCCAGCCGCGCCUGAGCGCCCUUGAAAGCCUGUGGGUGCAGGUGGGGGACGUGAACGACAACGCCCCCGCCUUCAGCCAGGAGCUGUACAGCCUGUGGGUGACGGAGAACAACAGGCCGAUGGUGCGCAUCGGGCGCGUGCAGGCGAGCGACGCGGACGCGGGCAGCAACGCGCGCGUGCAGUACGCGCUGGUGCGCGGGGAGGGCGCGGAGCAGCCCGCGCUGUCGGUGAACGCGGAGAGCGGCGAGGUGUACGUGGUGCGGGCGCUGGACUACGAGCGGCUGCGCGCCUUGGAGGUGCGGGUGCGCGCCACGGACGGCGGCUGGCCGGCGCUGAGCGCGCAGGCGGUGCUGCGCGUGCUGGUGCGCGACGAGAACGACAACGCGCCGGUGGUGCUGCACCCGGGCGGCGAGAGCGGCGCGGGCGCGGGCGAGCUGGUGCCGCGCUGGGCGCCGGCGGGCUACCUGGUGGCCAAGGUGGUGGCGGUGGACGCGGACGCGGGCCAGAACGCCUGGCUGUCGUACGAGCUGGCCAAGGCCACGGAGCCGGGGCUCUUCCGCCUCGGGCCGCACAGCGGCGAGCUGCGCACGGCCAGGGCCGUGGCCGAGCGCGACGCGCCCCGACACAGCCUCGUCGUGCUCGUGCGAGACCGCGGCCAGCCGCCGCGCUCGGCCAGCGCCACCCUCGCCGUCGCCCUGCUCCGCGACUUCUCCGACGCCCACGCAAGCCUCGCCCACCACCCGCCGCCCCACGAGCCCGACCACACGCUCACGCUCUACCUCAUCGCCUGCCUGGCCUGCGUCUCCGCGCUCUGCCUGGCCACCGGCCUGGCCGCGCUGCUCACGAAGCUGCGGCGGGACCGGCGCAAGCGCGCCGAGCCCUUGCCCACCUUCCCGACGGCUGUGCCCGACAGCGACGCGGGCUCCCUUCCCCGCAGCCUGGUCUACGACGUCUGCUUGGCCACCGGCACCCUGAGCAGCGACUUUCGCUUCCUCGGACCCCUCUUGCCCUGCUUCCCCGCCGGGGUGACUCCCGGCGCUGCCCCACAGCAGAGCUCGGUGUGCUCACAAAACGCGGCCAACUUCGGUGAAGGAGGAGAUUCGGGUGCACAGGCUCCCCUCUCUGAAGAUAUGAGUUCCAGACCAGCAGAAGCAGCUUGUGCUGCAAACAGAGGCAUGGAGCAUAAUGUCAGUUCUGAUCAAAACCCUUGGCUCACCCAUCAGUAAGUGAGGAGAGAGUGAGUCUGUCUUCACCAGGUAAUAUUCUCAGAGGGAAAGAAAACAGACCAAACAACCUCAAAACAAACAAACAACAAUUAAAAAAAAUAAGAAGCAACAGAGAGCUACAAAUGUUCUCUGAGAGGGAGCAAAACCCUCUCUUCUGCUUGAGCAGUACUAUAUUCACAUAUAUAUUUUGCAGUUGUGUUGUGGAUGCAGGAGGUCUUUGUUGCAUGCUGAUUGCACUGAUACUUGAUGCAUGAUUGUGAGCACUACUGCUUCCGAACCUAGAUAUUCUCUGCAUCACCUCUUCUGUGUAUUUUGUCUUAAGUAGAGGGCUCUGAAAUAGUGUUUAAUUUUCUUCAGUCUGGUCAAGAUCAGGCAAGCAGAUCUUCAGGAGAAUUCAGUGGCUCUUGCAAAGGAAUCCCUUAAUAACAGGCUGAAGCUGAUUCCAUUGGAAAUGACUGAUGUUGGCACACUUGCCCUGUUUGAGCAGGAGUUUUGCAUCUUCUCCUUACUCUGAAGUGUGGGGUUUGAGCAAUAUAUGCUUGUUUUCCGUAGUGUAAGGUUGAAGUCAACAUUCCAUUUCCCCCCUAUGGUUAUAGAGAAUUAAAAUAUGUGUUGCUUCUCAUUAAAUAGACCUUUACAGGUAUUUAGGGCACUGUAUAGGGUGUCAGGAAACAUUUUGUUUUCCUUUCAUUAACCAGUAAUGAGCUACAAAGUUGUGUGAUAUUUGCUGUCUCUCUCAUUUUCUGAUAGUCAAAUACCUAGUGAUACAAAACAAUAAAAGCUCCUUGGAACUCCCUCA